Perognathus longimembris pacificus (Pacific pocket mouse) is the source of this 1014-nucleotide messenger RNA. RefSeq names its product FSHD region gene 1 (gene Frg1). The record is from RefSeq and is a predicted model, not a curated record. Gene Ontology annotation, molecular function: actin filament binding. The transcript is spliced from 9 exons. Bases 166 to 942 code for a protein of 258 amino acids. Gene Ontology annotation, cellular component: catalytic step 2 spliceosome; striated muscle dense body; nucleolus. Lineage: Eukaryota; Metazoa; Chordata; Mammalia; Rodentia; Heteromyidae.
CUGGGAGGCCGGUAGUUAGGUAGGAAAGGCAGGUUCCAGAGCGAAGCGUAACGGGGGAGUUCAGGCUUCGCACGCCACGGUUGUUUCGCGCCUUCCGUUCCUGUUCCUACCUCGAUAUUUUAUCUGACGUCAGCUCGCAGCUCUUCGUACGGAGGUCUAGGCAGCAUGGCCGAGUACUCAUAUGUAAAGUCCACCAAGCUCGUGCUUAAGGGCACAAAGGCCAAGAGUAAGAAAAAAAAGAGUAGAGAGAAGAAGAGAAAAAGAGAAGAAGAUGAAGAAACUCAACUUGAUAUUGUUGGCAUCUGGUGGACAGUAUCCAACUUUGGUGAAAUUUCAGGAACCAUUGCCAUUGAAAUGGAUAAAGGAACCUACAUUCAUGCACUUGACAAUGGUCUUUUUACACUGGGAGCACCACAUAAAGGAGUUGAUGAAGGUCCUAGCCCUCCUGAGCAGUUUACUGCUGUCAAAUUGUCUGAUUCCAGAAUUGCCCUGAAAUCUGGCUAUGGAAAAUAUCUUGGUAUAAAUUCAGAUGGACUUGUUGUUGGGCGUUCAGAUGCAAUUGGACCAAGAGAACAGUGGGAACCAGUCUUUCAGGAUGGGAAAAUGGCUUUAUUAGCCUCAAAUAGCUGCUUUAUUAGAUGCAAUGAAGCAGGUGAUAUAGAAGCAAAGAGUAAAACAGCAGGAGAAGAAGAAAUGAUAAAGAUUAGAUCCUGUGCUGAGAGAGAAAAAAAGAAAAAAGAUGACAUUCCAGAAGAAGACAAAGGAAAUGUGAAACAGUGUGAAAUCAAUUAUGUAAAGAAAUUUCAAAGUUUCCAAGAUCAUAAACUUAAAAUAAGUAAGGAAGAUAAUAAAAUUCUCAAAAAGGCUCGGAAAGAUGGAUUUUUGCAUGAGACACUUCUGGACAGGAGAGCCAAAUUGAAAGCUGAUAGAUACUGCAAAUGAUGAAGAUAUUGGUUUUUGUUUCCCUUUAUUGUUUUUCUUUUUUCUGAAUAAAGUAUAUGGUGGAUCUGCUUA